ACCAUGUCUAUAAUGCUGUCUCCUUCGCGUGAGCUGUCCCAUAACAAAAUUGAACCUAUCGCAAAUGAAGAGAGUGACACAAAUGUCAUAGUCCAGUCAGAUGGGGAUCAAUCCAAGGGUUCUGGUUUCUGUGGAUACAUCCUUACUUUCUUCUCUUGCCUUCUUCUCUUUUUUACUUUUCCUGUCUCAGUGUGGUUUUGUAUGAAGGUUGUCCAAGAAUAUGAGAGAGCUGUUAUUUUCCGUUUGGGACGGCUCCUUGGAGGUGCUAAAGGACCUGGUUUGUUCUGGAUUAUUCCAUGUAUGGACACAUUUCGAAAGGUCGACUUGAGGACGGUGUCUUUUGACAUCCCUGCUCAAGAGGUGCUGACCAAAGACUCAGUGACUAUUAUGGUGGACGCAGUCGUCUACUAUCGAGUGUUUAACCCCACAGUCUCCAUUACCAAAGUGGAGAAUGCAAAUUAUGCUACACAGAUGCUUGCACAGACUACAUUACGAAACAUGCUUGGAACUAAGAGCCUGGCAGACAUCCUAAAAGACAGAGAGGAGAUGUCAGAACAGAUGGAGGCUGUGUUGUAUUCUGCUUCCAAAAACUGGGGGAUCAAAGUGGAACGGGUCGAGCUCAAAGACGUCAAACUGCCCACCACUUUACAGAGAGCCAUGGCAGCUGAAGCUGAGGCCAGCAGGGAUGCCCGAGCCAAGGUGAUCGCAGCGGAGGGGGAAAUGAAAGCUUCGCGCGCUCUGAAAGAAGCUGCAAACGUGAUGUCCGAGUCUCCAGCAGCGCUUCAGCUACGCUACAUGCAGACGCUGACCGAGAUCGCCUCUGAAAGAAACUCCACAAUCAUCUUUCCUCUUCCCAUGGACCUCGUGUCUGGUUUUAUGAGGAGUUGACCGCAUAUACUGUACAUUGUAAACAAAUAUAUUAAUUAACAGCUGUGUUAAAGUAUAUUUAAACAAAACUUGUCUGUAGCUAUUGAUUCGUGUGUGUUCCGUAUAUUUAUGCUUUUAACGGCAUAAUCAUGUCUGUUCUGACAACUUUUGAUUUUGAAUAUUUAAAGGCACAGUACAAAUGUUUAAAUCCAGAGAAAUAAGCUGUUUUAAGUGU
This is a messenger RNA of Danio aesculapii, 1102 nucleotides long. RefSeq lists its product as uncharacterized. The transcript has 7 exons. The record is from RefSeq and is a predicted model, not a curated record. Lineage: Eukaryota; Metazoa; Chordata; Actinopteri; Cypriniformes; Danionidae. The coding region runs from base 4 to 888 and encodes 294 amino acids. Gene Ontology annotation, cellular component: plasma membrane.